UGCAUCUGUCAAAUGCCGUAAAGUGAAAAAGUGUGUGCUUGUUUACUUGUCAUUAAUUGCAUAUUUUAUUUAAAUAGAACUAACGGAGGUAAAAAGAAUCUUGCAAUUAAAUGUUCCACUCUCGAAACAGAUUUGGAGGAUUUCGCUUACCACAAAGUAAGGAAAUGGAUGCUCCUAAAACUUCUGACGUUGUCCUCGUGGCGGGUAACUCCCACCCCGAAUUGGCUAAUUUGAUAGCAAAAAGGCUUGGCGUGAAAGGUGGAGGUUGUGCUGUUUAUCACAAAUCCAAUCGGGAGACAAUGGUGAAGAUUGGAGAUUCAAUCAGAGGAAAGGAUGUUUAUCUGAUCCAAACUGGAACAAAAGAUGUGAACAACAACAUCAUGGAGUUGCUAAUCAUGGCCUAUGCCUGCAAAACUUCUUCUGCUAAGUCCAUAGUGGGAGUUAUUCCUUAUUUACCCUAUAGUAAGCAAUGCAAAAUGCGCAAAAGAGGUAGCAUAGUCACAAAACUAAUUGCCCAGAUGAUGGUCAAAUCAGGACUCUCCCAUAUCAUAACAAUGGACCUACACCAAAAGGAAAUCCAGGGAUUUUUUGAUUGUCCUGUUGACAAUUUAAGAGCCAGCCCAUUUUUAUUACAAUACAUCCAAGAGAGUAUUCCAGAUUAUCGUAAUUCGGUGAUUGUGGCGCGUAAUCCUGGCUCUGCUAAGAAAGCCACCUCCUACGCAGAACGUUUGCGUCUAGGCAUCGCUGUCAUUCACGGCGAACAGAAGGAAUCCGAAUCUGACGAGGUGGACGGUCGUUAUUCGCCCCCGACCAUUCCGCGGUCUCGUACUAUGGAUGCUGGUGUCGGAGUUCCGGUGUUCAUUGCCAAAGAAAAACCACCGAUUAACGUGGUCGGUGAUGUUGGAGGAAGGAUCGCUAUCAUGGUGGACGAUUUAAUUGACGACGUGGCAUCUUUCGUGGCUGCCGCAGAGGUUUUGAAGGAACGUGGCGCUUACAAGAUUUACGUAAUGGCAACUCACGGUCUGCUCUCUUCUGAUGCUCCUAGACUUAUUGAAGAUUCCCCUAUUGAUGAAGUUGUAGUUACCAAUACAAUUCCCCAUGAACUACAAAAGAUGCAGUGUCAUAAAAUCAAAACGGUUGAUAUAUCGAUUUUGCUCUCGGAGGCGAUUCGUAGAAUUCACAACAAGGAGUCUAUGUCGUAUCUUUUCAAAAAUGUGACUUUGGAAGACUAAAUCUCAAAAUACUAUAUCAACAACUAUCAUGUUAUUGUAAAUAUCUAUUGAGUUCCCAUUUUUUACAUGAAAAUGUAAUUUAUAUAAUCUGGAAACAUUUAACCUAAUUGUGAGAAAAAUGUUGAUUUUAUAUUACUAGACUUUAUAACACUAAGUAUUUUUGCGGUAUUUUUCUAUGGUAUUAGUUAUAGUAUUCUAUUAAAGUAUUUUAACAUGGUAGUAUAUGAAACAAAUAUGUAUUACUUCGUUUUUUGAAGUUAAGUGCUUGUUCAUUUGGUUAUUUUUUGAAUUUGCUUUGUUAGCUAAUGAAUAAAAUGUAUAUAAAUCAUUAA
This is a messenger RNA of Aethina tumida (small hive beetle), 1564 nucleotides long. RefSeq names its product phosphoribosyl pyrophosphate synthase-associated protein 2. Gene Ontology annotation, molecular function: ribose phosphate diphosphokinase activity; magnesium ion binding. The transcript is spliced from 6 exons. Bases 111 to 1232 code for a protein of 373 amino acids. The record is from RefSeq and is a predicted model, not a curated record. Gene Ontology annotation, biological process: 5-phosphoribose 1-diphosphate biosynthetic process; purine nucleotide biosynthetic process. NCBI's taxonomy places the organism in Eukaryota, Metazoa, Arthropoda, Insecta, Coleoptera, Nitidulidae. Gene Ontology annotation, cellular component: cytoplasm; ribose phosphate diphosphokinase complex.